AUGGAUUUUACAGUGACAUUGUUUAUUACCAAGCAGCCCAUGAGGCAAUGGAUGCUGAAGAUUACUGCCUACGCUGAUCGUCUUCUAGAAGAUUUGGACGAGCUUGAAUGGCCUGAAAGUAUAAAGGAAAUGCAGAGAAACUGGAUAGGAAGAUCUCAAGGAGCUGAACUGAAUUUUUCCAUUCUUGAUGGCGAAGGCCAAGAAACUGACAAAGAGAUUACUGUUUAUACCACCAGACCAGAUACCCUUUUUGGAGCAACUUACAUGGUUGUGGCACCAGAACAUCAUUUGUUGCCUUACUUCGUAACACCUGAGCAGAAACAACAAGUGGAGGAAUACAAAGAUUUUGCGUCGAGGAAAAGUGAUCUUGAGAGAACAGAACUUCAGAAGGAGAAGACAGGCGUGUUUACUGGAUGUUAUGCGAAAAAUCCAGCUAAUGGGGAUGCCAUUCCCAUAUGGGUAGCUGAUUAUGUUCUAGCAAGCUACGGAACCGGAGCAAUCAUGGCCGUUCCAGCUCACGAUACUCGGGAUAAUGAGUUUGCGUUGAAGUAUAACAUUCCCGUCAAGUGGGUAGUGACAAAUGAGGAAAGUUCAAGUGACGGCGCUAAGCAGGUUUAUCCGGGAGUGGGCAUAAUUGAAAACUCAGAAAGCGUGGAAACAGGACUUGACAUUAAUCAACUAUCUAGCAAAGAAGCUGCUUUGAAAGUUAUUGAAUGGGCUGAGAGAACCGGAAAUGGAAAGAAAAAGGUAAAUUACAAGUUGAGGGAUUGGCUAUUUGCAAGGCAGCGUUACUGGGGUGAACCUAUCCCAAUCUUAAUUUUGGAUGAAUCUGGUGAAACUAUUGCGGUUUCAGAAUCUGAACUGCCACUUACUUUGCCUGAGUUGAAUGAUUUCACUCCCACUGGAACAGGGGAACCACCACUGUCAAAAGCAGUUUCAUGGGUGAACACUGUAGAUCCUGGAACAGAAAAACCUGCCAAAAGAGAAACAAGCACUAUGCCACAAUGGGCUGGGUCUUGCUGGUACUAUCUGAGAUUCAUGGAUCCAAAAAACCCUGAAGCAUUAGUUGACAAGGAAAAAGAAAAAUACUGGAGCCCAGUAGAUGUAUACGUUGGUGGUGCUGAACACGCUGUUUUACACUUACUAUACUCUAGGUUUUGGCACAAGGUACUUUAUGACAUUGGUGUUGUGUCGACGAAAGAGCCCUUCAAAUGUGUUAUAAAUCAAGGAAUCAUCCUUGGGGAGGUCCAGUAUACAGCUUGGAAAGACCAAGAAGGAAACUAUGUAUCUGCAGAUACUGAAGAACGGUUAAAUGAGCAUCAACAAGUGACAAUCCCGGAAGAUAAAGUUAUGAAGUCUGGAGAUCAUUUUGUUCUGAAAGAAGACCCUAGCAUUCGUUUGAUUCCACGUGCUUAUAAAAUGAGCAAAAGCAGAGGAAAUGUUGUGAAUCCUGAUGAUGUUGUGUUAGAGUAUGGUGCAGAUUCUCUACGUUUGUAUGAGAUGUUCAUGGGACCGUUUAGGGAUUCAAAGACUUGGAACACAAGUGGGAUUGAAGGCGUGCAUCGUUUCUUGGCAAGAACAUGGAGACUAGUCAUCGGUUCUCCUCAACCUGAUGGAUCUUUCAAAGAUGGCACUGUAGUGACUGAUGAUGAACCGACCCUUGAACAACUCCGUUCUCUCCAUAAGUGCAUUGCUAAGGUGACAGAGGAAAUUGAGAGUACAAGAUUCAACACUGGAAUUUCAGGGAUGAUGGAGUUUGUUAAUGCGGCAUAUAAGUGGAAUAAUCAACCUAGAGAAAUCAUUGAGCCUUUUGUUCUUUUGCUCUCACCUUAUGCGCCUCACAUGGCUGAAGAGCUUUGGUCACGGUUAGGCCAUCCGAGUUCUCUGGCCUAUGAAAAUUUCCCUGAGGCAAAUCCGGAUUACUUGAAGGACACAACUACUGUACUUCCGGUUCAGAUAAACGGGAAGACAAGAGGCACCAUAGAGGUUGAAGAAGGAUGUUCUGAAGACGAGGCUUUCGCUCUAGCUUCACAGGACAAGAAACUUGAGAAAUAUCUAGACGGACAAUCGAUCAAGAAGAGAAUCUAUGUACCUGGGAAGAUCCUCAACGUUAUCCUAGAUAAGACUAAUGUCAAGGUCACUACAAAGUAG
Messenger RNA from Eruca vesicaria subsp. sativa (arugula), 2151 nucleotides. The record is from the annotation of a GenBank genome assembly. NCBI's taxonomy places the organism in Eukaryota, Viridiplantae, Streptophyta, Magnoliopsida, Brassicales, Brassicaceae.